CCAAAGCCGUCUAGACGCUUCGACAUGACCGUAUCAACACGUGACAGCUGCCCCCUGCGCGGCAAUUGCUGAGCUUGCAACGACUCUUGCUUCUGCUUCCGGCUUUUCGAUACCAGUUGGGUAUGGCGGGCAGUAUCUUGAUCUCUGCUGUCCUGUACCUGGCAGAAUAAGGGUCUCGUCGUACGAAGAUGACCCGAUGUGAGCGUCGUUGCCAGCUCCUUGUGACUAACUCAGCUGUGUUGAGCCAUGUACUGGCCCAAUGGAGUACCCCGGGUCUAUGCGGUCAAUGGCCCCGGGAUUGUGCCCAGUCCAUCCGGCGAGGACGAAGAGCUUCGGGGCGAUAAUGCGCAAGAGAAUGCAGAUUUGAUAGCCCAGCAUGAGAGGAGACGACCGUCCAAGAUCAAUGCUUCCGCGUGGGCAGACGAACCGAUCGGUGGUCUCUGCGUCUCGCGGAGUGGCCAUCUGUUCGCGACAAUGACUGAGACGUCCAUUGCAGUUUGGCAGACGAGACCGACAGCUGUUGUUGCUGCCGUUGCACGCUCCCCGCUGUCCCUGAAGACAUACGGUCCGAACGUGGCGCUUAUGCUCCAUCCAGACUCGACAAUCCUGGUCGUUCAGACAUUGCUCGGGUAUCUCCUGACAUACACAAUUGCUUCAGACCCCAAUACGGAGGUCUAUCAGCAGCACUUCAAUCACUCCACUCAACCUCGGCGACAGCAGCUGCCCCGUCACUUUGGGCGCGAAGACGCCAACGGCAUCUGCGAUGUUAGUAUCCGUUUUAGAAUGGCUAUAAAGGUUGACGCCGGUAUCUCGAAAGCGUUGGCUCUUGACAAGGAAUUAGUUGUUGCUACUGUUAAACCGGCCGCCAUUCAAUGCAUCCGCUGGACUCCUGAUAGGAGUGGGACUCAGACGACAUCAGAGGUGCUGAGCCGUAUAUUGAAAGUUCCAAAGUCGACUACAAUUAUGGAGAUGAUCUAUGAUCGGGCUAUGAGUCUUCUGCUGUGGGUUACGAGCGACGGGCAGGCUUAUGCGGUGCAACGAGUUACGGAGAGCUCGCAGGACCCAGAAGAACCAAAGAAGAUGUUCAGAGGCCAUUGCUUUCACAAUCCGGAAACGGAGGAUCAGAGGGCGGUCAAGGUUGCAGUAAAUGCGCGGUUUUCUCUACUCGCCGUGAGCUGUGCCAAUGGUGAGAUCUUGGUGUAUACAGCCAAGGAUUACCUAGGAAAUGUUCCUCUUUCCUUCAAACUCCAACUGCCUGCUUCGCCUUCUACGACGGGAGAACUAAUGUUCUUGAGCUACUCGCCUGACGGAUAUUCCCUUUUCGCUGGGUACGAGCACGGAUGGACAAGCUGGAGUGUUUUCGGCAAACCUGGUGGCAAUAGCUUUUCAAUAGAUCGGUCUCUGGCGGCCGCAAACACCGAAGACUGGCUAACUGGGGUCUCUAUGGGUUGCUGGAUUGGUGGAGGCUCUGAUCUGAUUCUUUCGCGGCGGAAUGAUCGUCGCAUCUGGGUCCUUGAAACAGCACGCAGUGCUUUGUCGGGCUGCUUUUCAUCUGCUAAUCUUGCCAGGGCUCUCCUGCAGACUGGAUCAGAGGUCAUUCUCUACCGUGGACAUGACUUGCCCGAUUUGAUGACUAUAUCUGGCAAGGACUCGUUAUGGCAUCAUGCACAGUAUCCGCCGGGAUAUCUACAUUCACAGUGGCCGAUACGGUCCUCUGUUGUCUCCCAGGAUGGAAGAUACAUAGCUAUCGCAGGCAGACGCGGAUUAGCACAUUAUAGUGUCAGCAGUGGACGCUGGAAGACUUUUGAUGAUCCGAAGCAGGAGAACGCUUUUUCUGUACGAGGCGGGAUGUGCUGGUACGGACAUAUUUUGAUCGCCGCUGUCGACAAUGAGGGUUCAUAUGAACUGCGCUUGUACUCACGAGAGCGAACGCUGAAUAAUAACUCGAUCCUUCACAUUGAAUACCUUCCUUCCCCUGCGGUCUUCGUUGGGCCGUCUGGCGAGGAUUCACUUCUUGUUUACACUUACGACAAUAUCUUGUAUCACUAUGUCAUUAGCUCUAUGCAAGGGAGGGUUACGCUCGUUCCUGUGGGUCAGAUCGCUUUCAACGGUAUCGUGCGAGCACCUACUAGAGUCCGAUCGAUCAGCUGGGUUCUGCCAGAGGAUCAACUGCGGAAUGGCGACCCGUCUCAGGAUGUCAAGGUGGCAUCAGUUCUACUGUUGGUAGACGGGAAUCUAGUUUUGCUGCAGCCCUCAGUAUCUGACACUGGUGAAUUGAAAUACGAAAUGCGCAUUAUAGCCCAGGAUGUGGAAUACUAUAUCCUGAUGCGUGACCAGUUGUCCUUCAAUUUCGCCCCGCCAUCAGAUGAAUCUCUUCCACCUAGCCCGUCGGUUGGGGUAGCAUUGGGCGGGUACCACGGCAAUCAAUCGUUAAGAGAUUCGCUGUGGAUGUUCUGUGGAAAGGAUCUCCUCGCAUGGGGUGACGUGCAAGAUGUUCUUCGGGGAGGAGAUAUACCGAAGCCUCUCCCUGUUCCGGUUGACUUCUAUCCGCUUUCGGUCCUUCUUAACAAAGGCAUCGUUCUUGGUGUUGAGCCAGAACUGAUCCAAAGACGCGAUGUGACAUUUACGAUGCUCAAGUUCGCCAUUCGGACACAUCUAUUUCUCCCAUACUUUUUGCAGCAGUAUCUGGCCAGUGGUGAUAUGCCUUCGGCACUCUCACUUUCCUACCAUUUCAAUCAUCUCUCCUAUUUCCCUCACGCCCUUGAAGUCCUUCUCCAUCAUGUCUUGGACGAGGAUGUGGACAAGCAGAGCGGAGAUGCGGCUUUGUCCGACAAAUCUCAGCCACUUCUACCUAUGGUCAUUGGUUUCCUGCAGGCCUCGUUACCAGCGAGGGUCUAUCUUGAUAUUAUUGUCCAGUGCACGCGAAAGACGGAACUGCGAUCGUGGCGCACCUUAUUCGCCCAUCUUCCGCCUCCCAGAGAUCUCUUUGAGCAGGCGCUGAGACUGAACUCCUUGAAGACGGCAGUUGGAUAUCUUUUGGUUCUUCAGGCGUUCGAGGACGAAGAAGAGGGAAGCGAUGGUCGAAUCGAAGACUAUGUUGUCCGCCUGCUCAGCUUAGCUUCUGCAAAGGGCAUAUGGGAUCUCUGUGCAGAACUGGCUAGAUUCCUGAUUGCUCUGGAUGCAUCCGGAGACAUGCUACGGCGCGCGAUUGCCCGCGUGGGCUUUAAAAACGGCGAUACGAAUGGCUUGGGAAACAGCCCGAAGGGGCUAGGUCUUUCUCUGGGAAUCCCACUGUCGGCCACAUCGUCGGUGUCCACGGCAUCGCUAUCCCCAAGCGCGGCAUACGACCGGCGAAGGAGAGGAAGCGACGCUACUAGUGCUGGCACCAUGGCCACACCUUCGCGGGGAAGAAGUGACGAAGAUCUGCGAAGCCAGGGAAGCAGUGCAGUUGAUGACCUAAUUUCAGGUAGCUUCUCGCCUGGCACUUGAUUCGCAUGUUCAGCUGCAGACUGGCAGAAACAAAGGUCCCACAAGGGAUAGUUUACUUGGGAUUUUGAUGUUUCACUUCCUUUUGUCACUGACCCCAAAUAUAUAGAUAUGUUCGUGGCCUGUAUAGGAGGCGUUCCUGACGAUGUUGAGAGUCACUGUUAGAUAAUUCAGUCUGGUAACUAAAGCAAGUUGGCGUUUUUGUAUUUUCAUUUUGGUCUGGCAUAUUUCUCUCUCUCUCUCUCUCUAAAUAUUAACAGAUGCAAAGAACUGCGCUCAUGAAUUCAUCACGUUUCUGAGUAGAUAUCGUCCU
Molecule: messenger RNA, 3799 nt
Organism: Paecilomyces variotii
Lineage: Eukaryota; Fungi; Ascomycota; Eurotiomycetes; Eurotiales; Thermoascaceae
Product: DUF1339 domain protein
Exons: 5
Coding region: 247-3489 (1080 amino acids)
Biological process (GO): retrograde transport, endosome to Golgi; intracellular protein transport
Cellular component (GO): Ric1-Rgp1 guanyl-nucleotide exchange factor complex; cytosol; Golgi membrane
Source: RefSeq, a predicted model, not a curated record